This is a messenger RNA of Porites lobata, 8215 nucleotides long. The record is from the annotation of a GenBank genome assembly. Lineage: Eukaryota; Metazoa; Cnidaria; Anthozoa; Scleractinia; Poritidae.
AUGGCGAAGAAAAUUUUUCGUCGUGCUGCUAAUAAGGUUAAAAAUUGUAGAGAUGGACAUGGUUCUCUUGGUUUGCUCAUAUUUGACGAGAAAGUCGUGUAUGAAACUUUUCAGAAAGUUGUGAUCGCCAAAGCUGACGGUGAGUUUUCUAAGUUAUCCAUCAUUAAGAGUUUUGCUGGAAAGAAGUAAGAGCUGAAAGCGGAUUACAUAAGAAAAGAAGGAUUUUUCUUAACUUUUGAUUUAUCUGAGAUCAUUCUUUUUAAGCCCGUUGGCUAUUUCUUGGGUGGGUAGUUUGGGUAUAUCAAGUUUGAAACCGUGUUUUUUUAAUUUAAAAUAUCAUCGUAUCAUAGUUUGAUAUCGGUAGAAUGCACGUCCCACGCUCAUAUCGUGUUCACGGAUUUAACAUCAUGUUCAGUGUACUUUUGGAGAAACUACAGAAUACAAGGCCAUAUCUUAAAAGGUCUUAAACAAAAGUAGCUCGGUGGCUCGCUUGUCAAGACGAGUGUUAAUAAAACGAGAAAGGUAUAAGACAUAUAAGUCUAUAAUUAAGUGUAAGACAGACAUAAGAAAUGGAGGAUAUUACAUGUCGGCGUGUGGAUACAAAUUUUAUCUUCAAGUGUUCAACUCAAUAUGUAUAUCACAAGUGAGCGCAGUGAACGAGUGAGAUAUCGAGUUGAACACUCGAAGAUAAAAUUUGUAUCCGCAAGCGGGCAUGUAAUAUUCUGUUUAUCAUACAGACACCAAUGGCGAGAUGCUGAUGCUGUGAUGCUCUUUUGUUAUUGGCUGAGACUGAAGUAGCCAUGACAACCAUGAUAUCUUCACAUGUGAAGGAUAAAAAUUGUAUCUUCACUCGAUACCAAAUUUUCGUCACUGGAAAAAUCCUGGUAUUUCGUCGAUGUCUAUAUAAUAAAUACAUAUAAGAGUAAGUUUUAAAGGAACAAGUAAAGGUAUAUAUUUUUAGUGGCUCUUUGCCUUGAUGGCUCAUCAGCCAAGGUUAGGGUCUUAAAGAACGAGCUGAGAAAUAGGUAUAUGUUCUAGUGGCUUGGUGGCCCACUGUGGCUCAUCAGUGACUACUGAGCCACUGAGCCACCCCAACAAAUAAUUAUUAUAUACCAUCUAUGUAUUCCGUAAUGGAUUUUUAAAACUUUGACUAGUUUAUACUUGCAGUUCCUAUUAAAUUUCUUGUUUGUACGCGAUGAAAAUCUCACAAUUUGUCUGUCUUCUUGUACUUUUGUGCAUGCCUGGCUGGAAAGGGGUCGGGGGAACCACUUAGGCCAGAAUUUAUUCUUCAAGUUUAAUGAGUUUGUCAUUGUUUUUUAAAUAGCAUCCAUUGCCAUGUUAAAAUGGGCCAAAACUGAAGAAAAUUUGGCGCUUCGGGAGGUCUUCAGUAAGGUUUUUGAAGUUUCCAGUAUGUGGACAACAUUGUGGAAGGAUUUUGGUGAAGAGGUAUUGGUUAACUGCUUCAUUUGUCUUUAAAAUGGUGCCUUCUGAAAAUGUCGUGAAACUAGGUUUGAUCACCUGCAUGCACUUCUCAGAAAAGAUGACUUGAUGGGUGGGUUUGCUGUUAUGAAUUUCUUCCAAUCAAAUUGGCCACUCACAUGUCUCACUGGGGUGCAAAGAAAGUCAUUUUUACAGCUUGCCAUUCGGGCAAGCUGAAGCUAGCAUAGCCCAAACGUCAUUUCAACUAGCCCAGAAAACUUUUUGAUGAACAGAAUUGAUUUCACAGUUCUUCUGUACAUUGAAUUCCUCAAAAAACGCCACUUGCCCAUCGGGCAAGUUAAGAACAUAAUUCACUAGCCCAAUGGCAAAAUCCACUAGCCCUGGGCUAUCGGACACUACUUUCUUUGCACGCUGAUGUCUAGUCGUCUUGUCUAUUGGAGGAACAUGACCAGACCAGAGAGACUAGAGGAAAUAUUGAGCUUAGUACGAAAUGGGACGAAAUAUUGAUUCCUGUCCUAAAACAGUGAAUAGCCAAGGAUAUCUUAUUAUUAAUGGCGCCAAUCAAAUUGUGCAAAAAUUGCUAUCCACUGAUUUGGUAAAUACUAAUCUUGACGUCGGUAGCUAGAAAUGCCAUCUUUAGUGUGAAAAAUGCAGGAGGGCUGUGUGGAAUGAGGCUCCUACACUGUGGUGACUCUUGAUGUAAUUUCAAACUCUCCCUUUGAUUCGUAACCAUACAUGUACACCAGCUAAGUUGAGUUAGGAGAAUCUAGUAGUUUAUCAACAGUCAUCUGGGGCAUCCAGUUUUUAGGGAAAGUUCAUUUAAUAUGACAAGGGGGGAUGAAGAAUUGAUGAAAAUUUUUGAGGGGGCUCUGAAAAAAUUGUUGCGCUAGGAGGGGGGGGCUCCGAAAAUUUGUAUACUUCAAAACCAACACAUGUACAUGACAUCAUCAUACAGAUCGGAUGGUUUUCAACUCAACAAUUUAAUGACCUGUGCAACUCAGCUAUAUCACGUGGUUUACAGAUGUAACAAAUGUAGUCUCAGUAAUUAUUACACUCUUGUUCAUCCCAAAAAUGCUUUAGAAAAUUGUAUCACAACUGUAUCUCAAGUUUGUCAUAGUAUAAACCAUUGAAGACAAUAACGGUAAAUAUAUUUAAUACAGUCUAGCGAUCUUUUUUCAGGGGAGCAAAGGAACUGAAGGAGGAGGGGGGGGGAGGGCUCUGAAAUUUUUUUGACUACCAAGGAGGGGGCUCCUAAAAAAUUGAACCGCUAGCGAGGGGGGCUGCUAAAAUUUGAAGCUUUGAGUUUCAAUAUCUUCAUCCCCCCCUUGUCAUAUUAAAUGAACUUUCCCUUAACAGCUGUUGUUUUCACUUUUGGUUAUUUUCUUACAGUAUUCUAAACACAGAAAAAGUUUCAAAGAAAUUCUUCAACAGGAGAAAGCUUUGGAUGAAGCAAGGAAACCGGCAGCCAUGCAUGCAACUAAAAUGAGUAGAGCACAGAAACAGGUGAUAGGUGACAGUAAAUUGUACGUAGAUUUUAAAAACUAUUCUUCCAAUAGUCUUCCUACUUGGGUACAGUUUAAUUCUCCUUGUUGGGUAGGACCUCGACAUAAUAUAUUAUUGCAGACUUAAUGAUAGACUUUGGUAUUUUAUCUGAUCACAGGUAGCAUUGCAUCACACAAUCUACAUUUUAGUUGGACUGCUUUGUCCAAUGAGCAAUAGUACUGUUUACGGCUCUGUUGCUUACAUACUGAUAUCUUAGUUUUGAUACGUUUUUACCUCUUUGUAGCUGGAUCAAAGCAAAAGAAAGAGUGAUGGAGGAAGACCAAGAACACUUAUAUCAGAUGAAAUGGUUGAGGUAAUUUUUAAACCUUUCUUAGAACUGAAACGUCCCCAGAUCGAAACAUCCCCAGUGGCAAAGAGUGAGGAGAAAUGGCUGUUUUUGCAGGAUACCUUCACCCAUGCAGGAGUGCAUGCAUUUUAGGGUUUCAAGUACGAUGUAUUUUUAGUCCAACUUCCUGGUGCAAUGCCUGGGUAUUACAUAAUUUUGCCAGUAUUUUCCUUUUCUUUAUUUUGUUUCUUUGUAAAUUCCAGGUCAUUUCACAGCAGGCAGAGCAGGAGCAAGCUGAAUUAGAAGUAAAAACAACCAAACAUGAAAUAUUUAAGGUGACUUUUUCUCCUUAUAUAAUAUUAAAACUAAAACCAAUUACCAAGCUUGGGAAUGAGCAUUGUGAUUAGAAUUGUUUCUGGUGCUUCUGACAAUCUGGUCUGUACUAGAUUGUAAGCAAUGCAUUUCUUCAGAGAAGGAAGAAAAUGGAAACAAAAAUUUUUCCUACUAUGAUUCCAUUGUUCUUAUGACUCCACUCAAUGACUUGAAGUUUUAAUGAUUUUCACCAGGUCAUGAUUACUUUUUUGACUUUGCUUGCAACCCUGACUCCAGUGCUGUCCAAACCAGCUUUUAAAAUGAAGCUUUUUUUCUUGCAGGCUUGUAGACUUAAAGACUCUCUUCGUACGAUUUCUGACGGAAUCCGGCAGUGGGCCUCAAAAACUUUGCUGGUUGCAGAAGCCUACAGAAAACUGGCCGAUCUUAUUAAUGAAACACCCACACAGCUGACAGAGAGCAAGGUUUUUUCUGGUAUGUUGACAGCAGGAACCAAACUGUGACAAAUGAAUCUUCAUAAUCAUUGCAUGAUUCAUUUCUUUAGUAGCUAUUAACUUGUCCAUGCAUGGUUCUCCCUCCCUGUUUCUCCAUUUUUUUGGAGAUAUAUCGAUAAUCCUAUUAGUGCUUCUAGAGAGAAGUUGCGUUAAAGAAUAAUGUAGUGGCAGUAGUAUUUUCAUAGGUUUCCUUGGGAACCAUCAGCCUCUGAAAAUGCCAACAAUGCUUUGGAUUGAAACCCACCAACCUUGAGCGAGGUUUGUGAUACACCAAUCACUAACAACCAGAGUGGUAUACAUGUUAGUCCCACUCAGUAAAUCGACUUUAUUGCCUGAUGAAGAACUGCAGUACAUGAUUGAAAUGUUGCAAUCAAUUAUGUAAGUGACUAUCAUUAGACAUACGAUCAACAGAACCCUUGUAUGCUGAGUAGACCCUUGGCGGAAAUAUGAAGGGUAUUUUUAUAUAUAAUGUUCAUAUAUUAAUUUGUGUUCACAGGUGCUGGUCAGUCGAGAAGUAUAGUCAAUGAUCUUGCAAGGGACUUGAAAAUUGACCCUGAGUUAUCUGAACAGUUGGCAACAAUGUCAAAGUCAGGCCAACCUUACUUGUAUGCAGUGUCUACUCCUUUGCCAGUAAAGAGAGAAAGUGGAAAAUAUGAUUAUGCCUAUGAUGUUUCAAGAGAAAACUUCUGCAAGUGGAAGUGUUCACCUCGACCCCUGCCACACCCUCAUCAGAGGCUUAGGGAGAAUUCAGGAAUGGAUCAAAACCACAUAAGGCCGCUUUCAUUAAAUGAUCUUCGGCCGCCUCCUAAUUCACCAGCUCCCCCACUGCCUACGAAUGGUAAGGAUCUUAUUAGGGGCGGAUCUAGGGGGAGGGUGCAGGGGGUGCACACCCCCCUGAGAUGACCUGCGGUUUUCUAAUACAACUGGUAUUCUGCAAAAAAAAAAAACUAUGUGGUUUAUUGGCGUUGAAGUAAAGCAAGAGACGAGUGUGCCCACUCCUAAAAAAAAUCCUUGAUCUGCCCCUGUUAUGUAGGGCUUGAAAAAAAAACUUGAGUUCUGGUUUGUCCUCAGCCUCCCACACAGACAUUCUUAGGGCUUCAUCACACAUUUCCUCCUGUCAUUUGUUGAGGGAGGAUUGCGUGAUAAGUCAAAAGAAGGUCUGCGUAGGAGGAGAGUUUGUCCUUUGAACAAGUAGCUCUCGAAUUUUGCUUCUCCAAGACAUUUGCAUGCUUAUUCAUGCUUAUUCAUUAUUCAUUAUUUAUAGUGACUGACUUUGUGUGCAGGACCGAUGCUCCAAAGCUGCCAUCUCUGACUUACCUUUUUUUUUUCUAAACUAAUUUACAGCAAGACAAGUCAUUUUCAGAACAGCACAAAAAAGUAAGUUGUAGUUUUUUAAAGAUACCAACAAUUUGUGUUUAGGUUACAUCUUUAUAAUAAACCAACUUAUUUUGCACUUGCCUAAGAGCCUUGAGGGAAUAAAACAAAAAUUGGUAUUAUGUCCACUCUGGUUCUACUUCAUAGUUGAGCAUAAAAAGGUGCAGUAAAAUUACUGCUUAAGAUUAAAGUUUUGGAAUAAAUUAUUUUUUUAAAAAACAAUUUUUUACCAUUUGCUCUUGUUUGCUCUGCAAAUGAGUGGCUUGACCUUUGUGGGGCUCCUCAAUGUAUUUUAUUGUGAAAGGUUUGAGCCCAGGAGUCAUUUCAAAAGUAGGUUGAGUUUGAUCGUCUGGGUGAACGUAGUCUUGAAUAGGACUGUUGUUGUUGACAGUGACUGACGUUUCGACAACCUGUGCGGUAGUCAUCUUCAGAGUCAAAGUGAGUUGUAUCACGUCAGGUGAUGGUAUUAUACUCUGGUUAUUGAUCUGGUUGGUCAAUUACGUCGUGAUGUUAUUGGUCAUCUGUCAGUUAAGCCGUGAUGUUAUUGGCUAUGAAGACUCGUAAUCAGUAAUUGGUGUGUUUCGAUCCGUCUAUUGUUAUAGUUAAACAGUCGUCUAUUGUUAGUCAAAUUGUCAGUUCCCCAGUCGUCCUCUCGUAGUUAGUUUUGCUUGAUCUUGUCAAUAAGUCGUUUGUACAGCGCUGGUAACUGUUGGCUACUUAUUUCAUCAUUUUUUAAAAAUAUGGUUUUAAUAUAGCACUUUCCUGCUAAACACGUUGACACUCAAAUAACUUUGGUUUAAUAAUACAUACUUUUGGCACCAGCUCAGAUCAACUCCAAGCAACAGCCAGGAAAGAUCUGGUAUGCAAGAACAAACGUCUCAAGCGAUUCAGAGUCUGACAGUGAAGGAUACGCUAAGCCCAUAACUGAUCCUUCAUCCUUUCAACAAACGAAGAUGCUGUGGAAAGUACUGAGUGAUGGAGCUAUUAAUGGAGUGGGUACAGGUUACGCUGGAGGAGAAUCAAGAACUGGGAAACAGUCAAGUAGUCCGCAUGUGCAUCAUCAAUUAGAAAGAAGGAACUCUGAGGAAGACAUAAUUAAUGACAAUAAUACGCCACCAACUUAUGUUGAUCUCAUUCAGUAGUGAUUGACAUUGUUACAUAACUAUUAAUAUAGUUUAUUUUAUUAGUAUUAUUAAUAUAACACAAGGGUUAUGAUUGGAUUACAUUGUGUAAGUACAGUAAAAACCCAUGAGUAAGAACCUACAUUUUCCAGGGUUAGCCUAAACAGGUUCUUACAUAAAUGGUGGUUAACAUAAAUUUAGGGUAUCUAGGUUCUUAACAGGUUCUUAAUUUCUUGCAAAAAUAUGUCGUUACUAAGAAGAUUUUAGUGAUCAACACCCUUAAAUUUGCACACCUAAUGAUUGCUUAUAUUUUAACAUGACCAUAAUAGAGAUCUAUUCUCAUGUGAAUUUUAAUUUCUUGAGUCAAAACAACUUUAUAUACAUGAUUGUGCUGUAAAACACAAUAUUAUAAACAUUUUCUCAAUGACCUCAAUCAAACAACAUUUAUACAUGUACUAACUUGCCUUUUUGCAAUUGCAAUUAGUAAAUAUUAUGAUUUUUGAAAAUAAGAACCUUUCUCCAAAGUUUAGGCUAAAGAGUUCUUAUAUAGAGGGGGUCUAAAUUGCAUAUUUUAGCCGAACAGGUUCUUAAAUCUUAGGUUCUUACUCAUGGGUUUUUACUGUAUUAGUGCUGGAAUUUGGAGCACAGAUUUACUCAAAACAGAAUAUACCGUAAAAUUCCGAAAAUAAGCCCCUCCGUGUACAAGCCCCUCCAUUAAUAUAAGCCCCCCAAACCGGUAACGCAAAAAACCCUCUGUUAAAUAGCCCCUCCAAAUAUAAGUCCCCCGAGGGCUUGUACUUGGAAAAUUGCCCUUGAAAACAAAGUAAAACAAAGCAAAAACGGUAAUUCACUUCCAACUAUAAGGCUAGCACAAUCGAUUUUGAAACGCAAAUUUCCCUCCGUAGAUAAGCCCCUUUGAAUAUAAGCCCCUCCAAAAAUAAGCCCCUCAAAAAGGGCCUUUGAAAAAUAUAAGCCCUAGGGCAUAUUUUCGGAAUUUUACGGUAUGACACCCUCUGCCCUCUUGCAUACAGAAUAGAUAUCUCCCUUCAGAUUUCCCUCUAUGACAAACAGCUCAAAUCCAAGAGAUUAAAUGGCUGAACACAUUUUAAAAUACCUCAAUGACAAAUAGCAAUAUAUAUGUCCAAACUCAACCCAAAUGCAUCAGCUUUGAUGAACAUACAUAAUAUUGUUGAAAUAACAAUUCAAACAAAAAGUUAAAUAGUUGUUGAUGGGUGAGUUUUUUUCAUUGUACUAUUAUUAAAUGGAGCUCCCUGUUUUUUACAGUGUAUCUAUUAUGUAUCUAUUUAGUGAAUUGCAGUUAAGAUUAUUAGUAGAUGUAUAAUAAAUUGAAGAUUUUAAAUUGCAAUUACAAUUAUUACAUUAUUACGAUAAUAAUAAUUAUUAUUGUAAUAAUUAUUUUAGCACAUAAAUUAAGGUAGUCGAAUUUAUUUUAGAAAUAAUAAAUUCUUAUACUUAAAUAAAAAGUCACACUUGCAGGCUAUAAUUAAUAAUAAUAUUGUUAUUAAAUUGUAGUCUGCAGGAGUAACUAUAGAAAGAAUCGGAAUUUGUUGAAUUAUAACCCAUUAGGAUUGUCACUAUUAAAAGGCUGGGAGCCUAGGAUUUCCCCU